Messenger RNA from Drosophila arizonae, 1485 nucleotides. RefSeq names its product Argonaute 3 (gene AGO3). Lineage: Eukaryota; Metazoa; Arthropoda; Insecta; Diptera; Drosophilidae. The record is from RefSeq and is a predicted model, not a curated record. Gene Ontology annotation, molecular function: RNA binding; protein binding.
AUGUUCUGCGACGAUAUUCAGAGCAUUAUUGGCAGUUCUCUGGUUAAUCUGUCAUGUAAUUAUAUAGGUCUAAAGUCUGAUCCGAAGAAGGGAGUCUAUCUUUAUGAAGUACGAUUCAAUCCUUCUGUUGAUUCAAUUUAUCUAAGAAUGAAGUACUUGAAUGAACACAGUAAACAAUUCGGAGGCAUUAAAACCUUUGAUGGAACAACCCUAUACUUGCCGAUUAUGUUAGAAAAGGAAUUGACAACUUUUAUUUCAAAAGGUCGUUCCAACGAAGAUAUCGAAAUUAGAAUUUUAUUUAAGAAAAGAGAGUCCCUUAAAAAUUGUAUACAAUUAUACAAUAUAUUAUUUGAUCGAAUCAUGAAAACCCUAAAUUAUGUUAAAUUCGAUAGAAAACAAUUCGAUCCCUCCCGUCCGAAAGUGAUUCCAACAGCCAAGCUCGAAGUUUGGCCAGGUUACGUAACUGCUGUCGAUGAAUACGACGGUGGUUUAAUGCUUUGCUGCGAUGUAUCCCAUCGUUUGCUUUGUCAAAAAACGGUAUUGGAUAUGCUAAUAGAGAUCUAUCAACACUGCAAAGCCAACUAUCAAGACAAAGCAAAAAAGUACUUAAUUGGAAGUGUAAUAAUAACACGUUAUAAUAAUCGGACGUACAGAAUUGACGAUAUAUGCUUUUCUCAAAAUCCGCAUUCAGAAUUUGAAACAAGAACUGGAUUUUGCAGUUAUAUUGACUACUACAAAAAUAACCAUAAUAUAACAAUUAAAGAUGGCAAACAGCCAUUACUCAUUAGUUUAAAGCAGUCAAGAAAAAAUGACACCUCGAAUAAAGGAAACGUACGAUUUUGCUUGAUUCCGGAACUUUGUUAUCUUACCGGACUCCACGAUGAAAUUCGGGCCGACAAAAAACUAAUGCGUGAGAUUGCAACUGUCACCAAUGUAACACCGAAUAAUCGUAUGCUAGCGCUGGAUAAAUACUUUAAAAAUGUCACAGAAAAUGAUGAGGCUCGAGAAAUCCUUGAAAACUGGGGAUUGUCACUACAUAAAAACUAUCAUAAUAUAGUCGGUCGGAAAAUAGAUUCCGUACAAAUUUAUUUCGGAAAACAUAGUAUUGCAGCCGGACAUAAUGCAGAAUUUUCCAAAGAUGCCGUAAGAAACGAAUUGCUGGAAGUUAUAAAUUUAAACAGUUGGGUCCUGAUUUAUCACAAAAAUGAUUUAAAAGCUGCUAAAUCAUUUUUACAUAAUAUGAAAAAUUGCAGUGAUGUCUUCGGAAUGAACAUAUGUAAGCCGAAUGUCAUUAUUUUAGAACAUGAUCGAAUAGACGCAUAUGUCGAUGCUUUACGUCGGAACAUUUGUACUAAAACUCAAAUAGUCGUAUGUAUAUGUCCUACUAGCAGAGAUGACAGAUAUAGUGUUAUUAAAAAAAUAUGCUGCUCUGAGAUACCAGUCGCUUCACAGGUAAUACAUAUGAAUAUGGUUAAUUCUGUUUAA